Acyrthosiphon pisum (pea aphid) is the source of this 1218-nucleotide messenger RNA. RefSeq names its product Zinc finger, CCHC domain containing 9-like. The record is from RefSeq and is marked provisional. Gene Ontology annotation, molecular function: zinc ion binding; nucleic acid binding. NCBI's taxonomy places the organism in Eukaryota, Metazoa, Arthropoda, Insecta, Hemiptera, Aphididae. Gene Ontology annotation, cellular component: nucleolus.
GCUUCUUGCCGCCUGCCGGACUUGCCAAUUGCCACUGUGGCACCCGGGCACCGUAUCAUAGAUAAUAACAUAUUAUAAAAGCACCGUAUUAACGUAAAGAUAAAUCACAUAAAGAUACAUUUUUUGGAAUCGGGAACAUGACGAGGUUUGCCAGAGCUCGAGGCUCUAAAUCAUCUAACCAAAAAAUACCGGAGGAAGCAACACCAUGGUUGGAAAUGAAAGAAAAGCCACAGCAAACCGGAGACGACGAGUCCACGACAAACGCGGUGGAAGUGUCGGAGGAGAAUCGCAGUAGCAAGUACGACUCGUAUUCGAACGUGGAUAAAUUUGACGGGUUCAGCGUGUUGAAAGAGGACGCGGUGAAACUGCGAGUGGAAAAAUUCAAAUUAAUUAAACAAGGUGUGCCUAGACAUCAGCUGAAAGCACAGUUGAUGCCAAUGCGUCGACGUGCUGAGAAGAAACUCUCUAGGCUCAGACAAAAAGCAUGUUUUCAUUGCCGACAACCUGGUCAUAUGCUGAACCAAUGCCCGGAGUUGGGUACCAACACAGCAUUGGGAGUGUGCUUUAAGUGUGGAUCGACAGAACACAAAUUACAUGAAUGUCGUAAUGCAGGAAACAAUGAUCAACUUGAUUUUGCCAAAUGUUUCAUAUGCAAUGAAGAAGGACAUCUUUCACGCCAAUGUCCAGAUAACCCUAUGGGAUUAUAUCCAAAUGGAGGGGCUUGCCGAUCUUGUGGAGAUGUUACCCAUUUUGCCAAAGAUUGUCCAGAAAAACAAAAGAGAAAAAGAGAAGAAGAUGAUCUACCAACAGUUGGAAUAAUGGAUAAUCGAGCAAUUGAAGAAUUAGAUGAUGAAAGAAGCCACAAAAAACACAAACAAUAUAAUUUAAAAACAUUUAACAAAAAAAAAAAAGUCAUAAUGAUGAAGUAAACAUAUUUUAACUACCUAUUAUUCUAAUAAUAAACAUUUAAAAAAUAAAUUUUGUAUUUAUAAUUUUUUAUAGAAUAUGAUGUAAUUAAGGGGCCCAGUGCCAGUCUUUAAAAUUUUUUGCAAUUCUAUAAAAUUUGAAAAUUCACUUUUAUAUUUUAGUUUCCACCUAUUUCAUUAUAAUACUUUUCCACUCAUCUAUUACCCGACAAUUUAGGAGGAAUCUAUAGGGUGUUUUAUAAAGAAAAAAAUAAAUUCACAGGAAUGAUUAUCAGUCCUUGUAAAAUUGUCA